Messenger RNA from Rattus norvegicus (Norway rat), 936 nucleotides. It is a transcript of the gene Arl16, whose product is annotated as ARF like GTPase 16. Gene Ontology annotation, molecular function: GTP binding; GTPase activity. The transcript has 5 exons. Bases 90 to 611 code for a protein of 173 amino acids. NCBI's taxonomy places the organism in Eukaryota, Metazoa, Chordata, Mammalia, Rodentia, Muridae. The record is from RefSeq and is marked validated.
UGACCGGAGGUCUAUCCAAUGAAAGCUAAGCGGAGGCGGGCCUCACGACGUGGUAGCUCCGAGGUACUAGCGCCUUGACCAGGCAAGGGAUGUGUCUCCUGCUAGGAGCUGCGGGAGUCGGAAAGACCCUGCUGGUGAAACGCCUUCAGAAGCUGAGCUCGGGAGAUGGCAAAGGUGACCUGGGAGAGCCUCCACCGACGCGGCCCACGGUGGGCACAAACCUCACGGACAUCGUGGCCCACAGGAAGAUCACCAUCCGAGAGCUCGGAGGAUGCAUGAGCCCCAUCUGGUCCAGUUACUAUGGAAACUGCCAUUCGCUCUUGUUCAUGAUGGACGCCUCUAACCCCACCCAGCUCUCUGCAUCCUGCAUGCAGCUCUUGGGCCUUCUUUCUGCAGAAGAACUGGCAAAAGCCUCCGUCCUCAUACUCUUCAAUAAAAUUGACCUGCCCUCUUACAUGACCGUGGAGGAAAUAAAGUCAUUGAUGAGGCUUCCAGACAUCAUUGCUUGUGCCAAGCAGAAUAUCACCACGGUAGAGAUAAGUGCCAGGAACGGCACUGGUUUGGCAACAGUGUUGCUCUGGCUCCGGAAUCAACACAGGCACAGCAGUUGACUGGGAGAUGGAGAAGUAUGGCUGACCUGAGGUGUUUGAUAGGAGCAGGCCACCCAGUGUAUCCGUAAGUGAUGGAGGCCUGCACAGUGACCUGUGAACAAGCACACUCACACACCACUGUCAUCUCACUUCUGAACAGUGGACCCAAGGCAGAGAGGACAGACUGCAGGUGUCAUGUCUGCUGGGACGCCUACCAAGAAACUGGACCUGCUGAGGGUUCUGGACGGCACGGAGCCCAGGUCAUUUUUGUAGUGCAGGCUCUGCCCUGCUGAGUUUUGAUAUCCUGACCAUGUUGCCCAGAAAAAAAAUAUAAAGUUAAUAAGAA